Molecule: messenger RNA, 1218 nt
Organism: Apiotrichum porosum
Lineage: Eukaryota; Fungi; Basidiomycota; Tremellomycetes; Trichosporonales; Trichosporonaceae
Gene: MAP1
Product: Methionine aminopeptidase 1
Exons: 5
Coding region: 1-1218 (405 amino acids)
Biological process (GO): proteolysis
Molecular function (GO): metalloaminopeptidase activity
Source: RefSeq, a predicted model, not a curated record
AUGAUCACCUGCGCCGGCUGUUCGGUCAAGGAGGCCUCGCGCCUCGAGUGCCCCAACUGCAAGAAGCUGGGCAUCAAUGGUAGCUUUUUCUGCGACCAGGACUGCUUCAAGUCCAACUGUGAGUUCUUGGGCAAGCACAAGAUGAUCCACAACAUCGUCAAGAUUGCGGCCGAGAGCGAGGAGAGCAAGAGCAGCACCAUCCCUGCCAACAUGCGCAACUAUGCGUUCACUGGUACCCUGCGUCCCGUCUACCCCCUGUCGGAGCGCCGUGUGGUGCCCUCCCACAUUCCCCGCCCAGACUACGCCGACCACCCCCAGGGCGCGUCUGCGUGUGAGGCCGUGCGCGAGCGCGGUGUCAAGAUUCUGAACAAGGAGGAGAUCGACGGCAUGCGCAGGGUGUGCCGCCUUGCUCGCGAGGUUCUGGACAUUGUCGCGUCGCACAUCAAGGUCGGCGUGACGACCGACGAGCUUGACCGCAUUUGUCACGAGGCGUGCAUUGAGCGCGACUCGUACCCUUCCCCGCUCAACUACGCCAAGUUCCCCAAGUCGAUCUGUACUUCGGUCAACGAGGUUAUCUGCCACGGUAUCCCCGACGCUCGUCCCCUGCAGGACGGCGACAUUGUCAACCUCGACGUGACUCUGUUCCACGGUGGUUUCCACGGCGACCUGAACGCCACCUACCCCGUCGGCAAGUGCGACCAAGAGUCGCUCGACCUCAUCGCUGCUACCAAGAAGUCGAUGGAGGAGGCCAUUGCCAUCUGCAAGCCUGGUGUCCCUUACCGCGAGAUCGGUAACAAGAUUGAGGAGAUUAUCAAGCCUCUCGGCUACUCGAUUGUCCGCAGGUACACUGGCCACGGUAUCCACAACCUCUUCCACUGCAACCCCAACAUUGUCCACUACGCCAACUCGAAGACCCCCGGUCGCAUGGAGGCUGGCCAGGUGUUCACUAUUGAGCCCAUGAUCAACAUGGGUACCGCCAACCUCGACCACUGGCGCGACGACUGGACUGCCGUCACCCUUGACGGCCAGCGUUCGGCCCAGUUUGAGGAGACCAUCCUCAUCACUGAGACUGGUGCCGAGAUGCUUACUCGCCCCUCGCCCAAGAAGAAGAACAAGAAGAAAAAGUCCAAGUCGGCUGCCAACGGUGCCGCUGCUGCCAACGCCGAGGACACCCCCGAGGGCACUCCCGAGACAGGUACUCCCAUCGCGACUGAUUAA